AUGUCAUGGCCUAUCGUCGUAAUUACCGGUGCGAAUAGCGGCGUUGGCUUCGGUAUUUGCCAACGGUUACUCUGUCAAUUAGCAGAAAAAAUACCUUCUGACACUCUUAUCAAACCGCGAGAACUGUCUGGGAAUUCUGAGAAAGAUGUCCGCGAAGCAGACCGAUUCGUACUUCCCUGCGAAGGCAUAACAUUGAUCAUGGCAUGUCGAAGUGUUCAGCGAGCGGAGGUCGCGCGUCAAAAGUUGCUUCAAAUACUCGACGAACGCGUUGAAGCGCUCAGGAAUACCCCUAGUUACGACGGUCAUGCGGAAUAUUUCCGCAAGAAUGUUCAAAUAAAAAUACAUUCUGUGGAUCUCUCUUCACUUGAGACCAUUCCAAAAUUUGUCCAGGAGUUAGAGAUUAGCUAUCCUUAUGUGUCUCAUUUGAUAUGCAACGCCGGAAUUGCCCCGUUCAUUUCGAUAAACUGGCCGUCGUGCAUUCAUCAACUUUUGACAGACCCAUUGGGAGCAGUUACUACGCCGACAUAUUAUUUACAGACAUGGGGCGAAGUGAGUCAGGAUGGAUACGGUUUUACGUGGCAAUGUAAUGUCUUCGGUCACUAUACCCUUUACAAAGAUUUAUACCAUUUGCUUUCCUCUUCGAAGUACCGUUAUGAUUCACGCGUCAUUUGGACCUCUUCUUUGGAAUCGAAGAAAACUUAUCGUGCGGAAGACUGGCAACUCAAAGAAACACACGAUCCGUAUGGCUCGUCGAAGUACCAAGUCGAGCUGAUUUCUGCGGAACUGGAUAGACGCGUAUCGGAUGAACCCAAUGCAUCGAAACGCGUGAGGCAUUUUACUGCUCAUCCAGGUGUCACCCAUACAAAUAUCGAUCUCAAUCUCAUCAAUCCUUUGCUUCACUAUCUUAAACAUUUCAUAUUCUAUCUCGCACGUUGGAUUGGAUCUCCUAACCAUCCCAUAGCGCUCGACAAAGGCGCUGUAUCAGUUGUCUGGCUCUCUAUAAUCUCUUUAUCCACUUUGACUGUAUUCAGCGCAUCGAAAAAAGGUUCCAAGGGCGACCCUUUGUCGAACAAAUCUGGUUCGCGCUCAGGUGUUCGCCCUAGACUGAAAUUUGCUGCACAGACGGAUUUUUGGGGUCAUUCGUGUGUUGGGGUGACAAAAAUUGAGGGCGGAGAGAAAUAUAGUGAAGAAGGCAAGGAACUAGUUGAUAACUGCGAAAAUUUGUAUCAAGAUAUCAAGGUAGCUCGUAAAUGA
Molecule: messenger RNA, 1254 nt
Organism: Lentinula edodes (shiitake mushroom)
Lineage: Eukaryota; Fungi; Basidiomycota; Agaricomycetes; Agaricales; Omphalotaceae
Exons: 5
Coding region: 1-1254 (417 amino acids)
Cellular component (GO): lipid droplet; mitochondrial outer membrane; endoplasmic reticulum membrane
Molecular function (GO): 3-beta-hydroxysteroid 3-dehydrogenase (NADP+) activity
Source: RefSeq, a predicted model, not a curated record